Molecule: messenger RNA, 1491 nt
Organism: Chlorella variabilis
Lineage: Eukaryota; Viridiplantae; Chlorophyta; Trebouxiophyceae; Chlorellales; Chlorellaceae
Exons: 11
Coding region: 1-1491 (496 amino acids)
Biological process (GO): biosynthetic process
Molecular function (GO): transaminase activity; pyridoxal phosphate binding
Source: RefSeq, a predicted model, not a curated record
AUGCCUGUGUCGACCUGCCCGUUGGAGCCGGAAGUGGCUGAGACAGCGCCACCGGCGCUCCCUUCGCUCCUGCCCACAUACAAGCACGCCGAGAGGCAACCGCUCGGAGCCCUGGAUGUGGCAAGCUUUUUUAGCGUGGAGGGAGCGGCCAGGAAGCAAGGGACGCUGAGGUCGCUGGCGGGCCAGUUUGCCGGCAUGCCAGGCACUGUGUCGCUCGGCGGAGGCUUCCCGCCGGCCUCGCUCUUCCCCUUCACGGGCCUCUCGCUGCAGCUGGCCUCUGGGGGGGCAGUGAACAUCAGCGACCCCGCAGCGGUCGCCUCGGCACAGCAGUACAACUUCAGCCUGCGCGGCUACCAGCCGCUGCUGCAGUGGGUGGAGGGGCAUGUGGGCGCCAUGCACUCGCCGCCGGCGGCGGGCGCCCACCAGAGCCUCAUCACAAACGGCGGCAACCACACGCUGGAGAUGAUUAUGGCUCUGUUCAUGGACCGAGGCGACAGCCUGCUGCUGGAGGAGUACAGCUACCCAGUGAUGACGGAGAGCCUGGCGCAGCCCAAGGGCCUGCACGCCGUGCCGGUGCCCAUAGACGCGCAGGGGAUCAUACCCCACAGGCUGGAGGCUUUGCUGGAGGGCCUCAGGGCGGCCGCCGCCGCGGGGUCCCCCGUGCGCUUCCCCAAGCUGCUCUACACCGUGCCUGUGGCCCAGAACCCAACAGGCAAGCCGGGCGCCUGCUGCACCGUCACCUCGGAGAGGCGGGCCGCUGUGUACCGCCUGUGCCAGCGGUACAACCUGCUGCUGGUGGAGGACGACGCCUACUUCUUCCUGCAGUACCCCAGCGGCCCAGAUGCUGUCCCAGGGCUUCACGGCCUGCAGGGCAGCGGCAGCUACCUGUCCCUUGACGUGGACGGCCGCGUGAUCAGGGUGGAAAGCUUUGCCAAGUUCAUGGCACCUGGCCUGCGGCUGGGCUGGGUCACAGCACACCCCCAGAUCAUCGACAAGCUCGCAAUGAUAAUCCAGUCGCACACGGUGGGCCCCUGCUCGCUGGCCCAGGUGGUCAUGACAGAGGCGCUCAAGGCGUGGGGAGAUGAUGGGCUGGACGCACACCUGCGCAUGGUGCAGCGCGAGUAUGCCACCCGGGCAGAGGUCGUCGCGGCGGCCUGCCAGAAGCACCUGGCGGGCCUGGCGGAAUGGACUGUACCCUCGGCUGGCAUGUUCCUCUGGCUGCGCCUGCUGACGGUGGAAGACGCCAGCGAGAUCUGGGGCGCGCUCAAGGCGGCCAAGGUGGUGCUGAUGCCGGGCCGCGCCAUGCACUGCCGCUCCGCCGACCCCGCCUUCCGCUCCCCCUACAUGCGCGUCUCCUACUCCUAUGCACCGCCAAAGGACCUGGAGGAGGGCAUGCGCCGCCUGGGGCAGGUGCUGCGCGAGCACGCAGCCGCCCAAGUGGAGGCCGCUGACGUCGGCGCCGCCGCCAAGACCGGCAUGCUGCUGGGCUGA